Molecule: messenger RNA, 1626 nt
Organism: Salvia hispanica
Lineage: Eukaryota; Viridiplantae; Streptophyta; Magnoliopsida; Lamiales; Lamiaceae
Molecular function (GO): zinc ion binding
Source: RefSeq, a predicted model, not a curated record
AUGGGGGCUGUGAUGGAUUGUCGAUCCACAUGGGAUGCGUGGGGUUUCUUACUAAUAAGCAGCCAGCUAUGGCCCAUCCCAGCCACCUUCAACAUGAGCUACACUUUUCCAACAAGACGAGGUGGUGCCCAUUUCCUUGCGAUGCAUGUGGUGCCACUGAGAGGGGACUCCUACACCUGCAACAUAUGCAACUACUGGAUACAUGAGCGUUGCGCGCUCCUUCCUGAGUCUAAGGACUUCCCUCAUCAUCACCACCCUCUCUCCCUCGCCUUUUCUCUUCCCCCUGAGUACAUCCGAUAUGAAUUUGAUUGUGCUAUAUGCAACACAACUUUGCCAUUGCGACGUUGGGUCUAUCAUUGCCACCUCUGCAGAUAUGUCGUCCAUCUCAACUGCGCCACCUCUACAUUUGAUAACGACAAUGAAAAUGCAAAUACAAUUGAUGAUGAGAAAGAGGCUACCAAGUUUCCAAUAGCAGUAGAAGACAUGUAUGUGGAGAUGAUCAAACCCUUCCUUAAGCGACACAAAGGGCAAAUUCUGAUCCCUCAUCAUGAUCAUGAUCAUGAUCGUGAUCGUGAUCAUGAUAAUCACAACAUCGGUGGCAAAUACAACUUCUCCAAUCACCCUCAUCCACUAACUUUUAAUACAUUUUCAACUUUAUCGUCUUCCUCAUCAUCGUCGUCCUAUGAUCACUACAAAAAAGACGAUGAAGAAGAAGACGAUGUAGAUGAUUUUGACAGGUGGGAAUUAACAUGUGAUGGGUGCACACUGCCUAUACGUGCAAAGAAGCAAACAGAUGAUGAUGAUUAUGAGAAUGAGAAUGGUUACAUGAGUUGUGACGAAUGCAAAUACUGUCUCCACUUGUCAUGCUUCAACUUACCACUUGAGAUCCCCUCUCUUCCAAUUCAUCCUCUUCAAGAUCACAACCUAAGGCUUCAAAAUGUUGAUGGCAAGCUAACAGGUUGGAUACGAUGUAAUAUUUGUUAUGGUUAUGCUAAUGGGCUCUAUUACGGUUGUACCUACUACGGCUGCUUGUUCGAAAUAGACCUCAAGUGUGCUUCUCUGCCCAACACCAUAAAACACGCAGCUCACCCACGACAUAAUUAUCUCAGGCUUAUCACCGGAGAAUAUGGGUCUGGUUUCUGUGUUAACUGUUAUGAUUUUAUAAGUACACGAGUAGGACAAUACAGAUGCAAUAGCUGCAGAGUCAGUGUAUGUGGUAAAUGUGUAAUGCUACCAGCAAGAAAUGAGCAUAGAUUGGAGAAUCACGUGUUGCCGUUGACAUAUGAUGCCCGGUUUAACCGUCCCGGUGAGUUCUACUGCAGCAACUGCGAGAAACAAAUGGACCCCAGGAGCUGGAUAUAUCAUUGCCGAGACUGCGAUCAAUCCUUUCACCCCAAAUGCUUUCCUGCUGCGUCGGGUGAAUACAGGAACAUCAAAUUUGGGACACAACAAUAUGUGUUUUCCAAAAUUCAUGAUCCUCACCACUCGCUUAGAUUUCAAAUCAUUUCCAAGAAAAAGAGAUGUGAUCUAUGUCAUGAAGACAGGUAUGAUGCGCCUGGAUUUCAAUGUGUGUCGUGCAACUUUGUCGUGUGUAAAGACUGCGGUUUGAAACACGCACAUGGAUGA